Plenodomus lingam JN3 is the source of this 3603-nucleotide messenger RNA. RefSeq lists its product as uncharacterized. Lineage: Eukaryota; Fungi; Ascomycota; Dothideomycetes; Pleosporales; Leptosphaeriaceae. The record is from RefSeq and is a predicted model, not a curated record.
AUGGCGUCGAAUAACUACAAUGCCUACAACUAUCCCUAUCAGCAGAGCGCGGCCCAGCAGUAUCCGGCUUAUCAUACCACACCGGCCCCAAGCAAUGUAGCGCAGUCCUCGCGACCAUACCAGCAGCCAAACUCGACGCAGGGCAGCGAUCACAUGUCUUAUAGUGGCUCGUCAUAUGGUGCGCAAGCGAGUGGUUAUUGCCCUUCUCAAGACAAUACAUGGAGUGGCAACAGCUACGGCAAUACCCGGGAAACAACUCGAGGCGCUGCGGAGGUAUUGCACAAUAUGAGCAACGACAGCUAUGCCCCCAAUAAUACGUCCGCUCCAACGCAAGUUCAAGCGCAGAACCCGCACGGAACGAACAGCGCUUACGGCCACUCGCAAGUACAUCCUCGGAGUGUCAAUGCCAAUCAAACACAAGUGAUGACUAGUCGAGGUUUACCAUCACCUGCUGCGACAGCUGGUUAUCCCUCUCAAAGAGCGCAAAAUGUGUACAAUCAGCAGCAGGAGCAUUCUGCAAGCCCCGCGCAGCAUCAAUACAACGCAACACCGGCUAGCUCUACGAAAUUCUCUGUAUUGCCCGCAGUCUCUAGUCAACCGUACAACGACUACAAUAGUCGCAAGCUCCCUGGUGUUGAGCCAGCUCGUCCAUCACAGCCCGCUUCAAACUCCACACCUUACAACCAUGCAGCCCAGCCUGCCUCAACCUCUACAUCUUACAAUCACACAGGUAGUCAUAUCAGCGGUUCCACGCCCCCUUUACAAGCAACAAACGCCACUGUGGCCGAAACCUACAGUAAUGCUCCACGAGCUACUACGGUUGAUCCCUCUGCUGUGUAUGACCCAUACGCAGAUAUUCAACGCAGAGCAGAGAUUGCGCGCGCUCAAAAGGCACUAGAGGAUGCCGCGCGCGCAGAGGAAGAGAGGAUAGCGGAACAGGCGCGCAAGGAAGAGAGGAUAGCGGAACAGGCGCGCAAGGCAGAACAGCUAAAAGCAGAAGAAGCUCGUAAACGACAAGAAGAGGAAGAGCGAUUACGCCGACCGCAGCCCAAGCCCAAGGCUCAGAAGUCCGCUAAAGAGCAGUCCAGCACUGCUGAAGUAGCAGCAGCAGAGACUCCAAGUGACACACCGGAAGCUCUAGAAGCCGCGAUGCGUGCCAUGAUGGCAAAGAUGAGAGAAUUGAACAGCAAAGACCCGGCCCUGCUUGCACGUAUCUGGGAAGAAGAGCGAAGAGGGAAAGCCCCGAAGUCUCCGACAAUGCAGGAUAAGCCAGCGCCUCAGGUCCCUCCUGCUCUUACUGCACAACCUGUUCCCCUUGUUUCGUCUGUACAGGCAAGCGCCACUCCGAUUGCGAACUCUAGAAAGAAGACAGUUCCAAGGGAGCCUACCGUCCCUCCCGUGGCCAGAACAGCUUCUCCCGCACAACCACCGGUCACUGUCGCAAGACCGCAUGCUCACGCAGCAUCAAAUCGACCCGGAGGCACCACCAUCUGGCCCCCUGAGAAGAGGGCCCAGUUAGCCAAUGCUGCCGUAUCCUUUCUUGCCGCACGAAAUCCAACUUUCAACCUGGAUUCCAACCAAAUCCUCAGCAUGUUGAACAGCAAUCCAUCCUACAUCCAGCUGUGCGAACAACUUGAACAACUGGGUCUGAAGCUUGAUCGAGCUGCAUUCGCGAAGAGUCUUCUUACCGCAGUACCAGAUGUUAAUUCCGGUUCACGCAAGACCACAUCCCAGCCUACACCUGUAUCCGCACAUAGGCCAAUGGUACCGCCAGCCGUGAUGAAGAAAGAGGUUGCUACGCCGGCGACAACGGCAGGAAGUCCCCAGCAUACGCCGGCAGUGGCCUCACCGGCAAACAAUGACUCACAAACACCCCUUCCAGCUGCUCCUGUACCUGUAGCUGAGAUGAUACCUAUCAAGGCCGAAUUGAAGCCUCCAGCAAACAAGGAAGAAGCGGCUAGGAAGCGAAACUUGAGCGACCUGAUAGAUUUGACCCAACUUUCAGACGACGAGGACUUUGGGCCCCCGAUGAAAAGGCAUCAAUCAGAUGUAGCACGUUCCCUUGAGUCACAACAUCCGCAUGUGCAAGACGUCAUGAGGGUCGAUGCAGAGCCAAACAUUACCAAUUUCCCGAUCGCUCAUAUUUCUCGUCCUGUACAGGAGCCCGUAUAUCAGCCAGUGUUACCACCCAAUGAAGAGUUCCGGAAUCAGCCUAUCGUGAAGGUUCUGGACAAGAAAAAGGCCCUUCGUCGCAACAACUACAAUCCUGCGACUAUCGCCCGUGAUGUCUUGCUCGCGUGUGGAAGACACCCAUCCGAACGACAACUGAACCAACAUCUGGACGGCCUGCGGGCAACAUUGGGGAUUGUAUUUGAGUCUGAUCUUAGUACGCUACGUUGGGAUAUACUCGAUCCAGGCACGCCACCACCAGGCUAUUUCAAAGAUAGCGUGGAGGCUUGGACAGGAGAUGCAGAUGACGAAGACGAGUCUGAAGACGAGUCGCGUCCACGCGCAUCGUUACACGCGACUAGCGGUGAAGGUGGGGCUUCCAAGGUCCAAGCGUUACCCGCAGCGACGAAUCCGUUCAAACAGAAGCGACGCGGUCGACCUCCACGACAUUCUUAUCCAGCUAACACGGCGCCUACCACACCUGAUCACGUACCAAGCACCGCAGACAUGAGCUCAAGCGCUACUCAUCCGAGUUCUGCUACUGCUGGUAUAGGAUAUCACGCCUUUCGCUCUGCUACGCAAUAUGGUCCAGAUGGUCAACCACUCCCAAAGAAAAAGGGCCGUCCUAUUGGAUGGAGGAAGGCAAUUCACGGCUCUGCUGCAGCUCGGAUUCGGCCACCGUUGAAUGGCCAUACCGGCCCCUUCAACAGUCACCAGCCUCCACAUUCCAGCAGCCUACGUAACGUCAAGACAGACGCAAACGAGCCUAUCCGCAUCGAUUCCAGAUCUCCCACUGUUGCGAGACGUGUGCCGCAAUUACAAUCGUACAAAUGUCUUUGGAAAAAGUGUGAAGCCGAGCUACACAACUUGGAAACACUGAAGAAACAUGUCUUCAAGGUGCAUCGCAUAGCAACCCCUCAAAACACGUUGGAAUGCUCGUGGGGAGAUUGCGGUAAAGAAGUCGCAAAUCACGAUACAAUGACAAAUAUGAUCAUCGAUGAAAUUACUCCUCAUUCCUUUGACCGAGAGAGCGAGUGGCGGCAACACAUACAAGAGAGCCACUUCGAUCCGCUUUCAUGGGAGCUCGGGGAUGGGCCAGCCAGCGGUCUCUCUGACGCACAUGAUUCUGAUGCGUAUCUCAGCGAUGCUCAAGGCCGUCAAGUAACUCCACGUAUUACAGUCAAACUCGAUGAUAUGCCAGAUUUAUCGUUAGCAUGCGUCCAAUCGCCUGGGCCGCGAGGUAGGGGACGUCCUCCCAAAAUCUCACCGGAGCAGGAAGCUCUCGAUACACACGCGCGGCUUGUCUCACGGAUAAGGCGCAUAGGCGGACCGGGAAUGGAUCGUGGAGGUGCGACACUCGUGAAUGACAAGCGAAGAAGAGGGUUUCUGGAUAACUCUGAUGUUGAAGGGGAACUUGUGGAUGCCGAUGACUAA